This is a messenger RNA of Ambispora gerdemannii, 516 nucleotides long. The record is from the annotation of a GenBank genome assembly. Lineage: Eukaryota; Fungi; Glomeromycota; Glomeromycetes; Archaeosporales; Ambisporaceae.
AUGUAUAAACCUGUUAGUAAUUUUAAUGGUAAUAAAACUUCAAUUUGUAGCCAAGUAGAAGCGGGAAAAAUUAUAACUGAGAAAUUAUAUUGUUGUUCUAAAGAUGCUGUGAAUUGUUUUCCUUCAUCUGACUGCAUUGGCAAUUAUGAAGUAGCCCAAUGCCAUAAUCUCAAUAAGUUUGAUGCUUGCAAGCGAACUGAUGUGGCCGCAAUCCAAGUCUGUGGUGGUUUGCAAAAUAGCAUAAUUUGUUUGUCGGUAGAUACCACAAGCAAAAAUUAUUCAGACUAUUACCGCUUUUACAAAGCUGUUGAAUGGAUAGUUAAUCGCAAUUCUGAAGCUGAAACCAAUAACAUAACGGUUUGUGAUGAUGGAACUAGUUACCAUCCAUGUAAUACUAGCAAUCCUAACGGAACUAUUGCUAAUCUCACUUGCAGUGAUUUAUUUCAAAAUGAACACCGAUGUAAUUGGCGCAAUAUCACUAAUGGCCAAAUACUCGCAGACAUUCCUCGAAAACCU